Adineta ricciae is the source of this 357-nucleotide messenger RNA. The record is from the annotation of a GenBank genome assembly. NCBI's taxonomy places the organism in Eukaryota, Metazoa, Rotifera, Eurotatoria, Adinetida, Adinetidae.
AUGGAUAUCAUGGAAGGAAAUAAUUCUGAUACGUUUUAUAUCAACGCUACUCGACAUCUAGUUCACAUACAAGAUGGAAGACAUGCUGAAUGGGUGUUAUUUCGUCAAGGUUCACUUUUCAUCCAAAACAUACUCAACAACGAAGAAACGCCAUUGAUUGAAUUAGUCAACGAAGCAAAGCAAGAUAAGACGAAUUAUUAUAUUAGUCUAUACUCAUUUCCUGGAGUAGUAUUAGUUCAUCCAUCGCAGCAAAUUACAGAUGUUAGUCAGGCAAUUAUUUCCGAACGAUUAAAUAUUUUAAAUAAUCAAGAGAAUCCAGCCGUUAUUGCAAUUGGCAACACAAAAAAAAGAUAUUGA